UAUAUUAUUAUUAGAAGUAUUUGUUGAUUUACAAUGUCAAUAUUAUGUUAGAAAACCCAAGUCAAUAUUCAAUAACCCUGGAACUACAUUCAACGUUCUUGUUGCGAUAACAUAUACUUUACUGUGAGGACAAUGGAUGUAAAUAACUCUCAUAAUCAAAGUUAUUGGUUUGUUGUUCGAGAAGAUCAAAGCAAUGUUAUUUUUAGUAGUAACAACUUUACCAUACAAAAUCCUCAAAUUGCAGGUCAAGGAGGUCGUUAUAUUGUAGACGCUGUCGAUAACCGUCAAUAUAUACAUGUUGAUAAUGUUCCCCCUGUGCCGGAAGAUAUUCCAAAGAAUUGUGUGAAAGAUAGUUUGCAUAAAGAAGAUGAAAACUUUUGGGACCGAAAUAAAGUAAAGGUUUUGUUAACACUUUGUCUAGAAAACAGAUUUAGUAGUCCAGACAAAGACAAGAUUGCAUGGAACGAAAUUGCCUUACUUGUUGGCACCACACCUGAAGAAUGUGAUAAAAAAUAUAGGAACUUACGGAGGACUUAUAUAAGACUCCUAAAGAAGAAGAGGCUUGGCAAAGAUAUAAAAUGGGUCCAUUACAACAUUUGUGAAGAAGUGUUUAAAGAUUGUAAGUCAUUGUCCCCAUCUAUUUUUGAACCUUGGGAGGAUUCUAAAGUGAGAAGAUUGUUGAGUUUGUAUAUUGAAAACAUUAAUAAAUUUAGAAACCCAGAUUGCCUUCAGAAAGAUAUUUGGAAAGAAAUUGCUUGUCUAUUGAAUACAACAGAGUACAACUGCUACCAUAAAUUUAAAAAUUUAAAAAGAACAUAUUUUAAUUGGGUGGAAAGGAGUCGAGAAUCAGGUAAGCUUAUAAAAUGGCCAUACCAUCAUUACUUUGAAAGAAUAUAUUUUAAUUACAACCCUAACUUGGGUCCAUGGGACAGAAACAAGAUCAGACUACUCAUCAAUGCAUAUUCAGAAUUGGCUCAUAAAUUUAAGAAUCCUAAGUAUCAAAAGAAAGAACUCUGGAAAGACAUUUCUAAGAAAGUGAAUGAAGCUCCCAGUAACUGUGACCGGAAAUUUAGAAACUUAAAGCAGACUUACAUCAGAUUGAAAAUGAGAGCAGACACGGGCAGGGCCGUCACCAAGUGGAGAUAUUAUAAAGAUUUUGUGGCAAUAUUUGAAAACAACUGCUGUUCAGUGCUGGACGAUGGACACAAUGUAGUGUACAAGACAUUGGAACAGGAUUAUGUGAAACAGCUGCUCAACUUCUACUUAGACAAUAAAAACAAAUUCAAAGAUCCUCUGGUUAAGAAAAAAACCCUUUGGAAACAGAUCGGCCCCAAACUUGGACUGUCCCCGGAAGAGUGUGAUAAGAAAUUUAGAAAUCUCAAACAGACCUACAUUAGACUAGCUGACAAGCUCAAAGAAACAGGAAAAGGGAAUGGCUGGCCUUAUUACGCUUACUUUGAACAAAUCUACGACGAACCAAGCUCUGGAGGAAAAGAGUGUCAUCACAAGUGUGACUUGGACACUAUGACUCUGACAGAAAUAAGAAACCUCGUCCACGACCACGGCCUCAAGGACAGAGACAAGUUUGAUAGAUUGGUCAGGGUGAUUGAAGAUUCCAACGACAUCCAGAGGGAGAGAAAUAAGAUCUUACAGGCUUUAUUGGAUAGAAGAUAGUAUAGGUCAUUGAUGCUAUGAUAGAUUUAUCUUUAUUACAGAAAUACAGAUAAAUACAAGUACUAUAUCAGGCAGUCAGUACAUAACAUACAUAGUACAUAUAAAUUAUACAUGAAACAGUCGUUGAUAGAACCAUAAAUAAUACAUAAUAAGCUUCACAAGAGGGAGGACACAGGGAAUAAAAAUCAUAGAUAGAAUGUUUAGAAAUGGUUUUAUUUAAUUAUUACCGUCCUUAUGCUUUUAAAUGUAUAUGUACAAACAAACUAUAUUAGAUUAUCAGUUUUCAUUCUGAAAUGAGAAUUCGUUAGCGGCUGAAUGAAUCUUCGAGAGGCUACAUCAUACAAAAGGAUCGACGUCAACGGACACCGACCGUGAUCA
Molecule: messenger RNA, 2052 nt
Organism: Danaus plexippus (monarch butterfly)
Lineage: Eukaryota; Metazoa; Arthropoda; Insecta; Lepidoptera; Nymphalidae
Exons: 2
Coding region: 133-1674 (513 amino acids)
Biological process (GO): regulation of transcription by RNA polymerase II
Cellular component (GO): transcription regulator complex; nucleus
Source: RefSeq, a predicted model, not a curated record